This is a messenger RNA of Dermatophagoides farinae (American house dust mite), 1500 nucleotides long. RefSeq lists its product as uncharacterized. NCBI's taxonomy places the organism in Eukaryota, Metazoa, Arthropoda, Arachnida, Sarcoptiformes, Pyroglyphidae. Gene Ontology annotation, molecular function: hydrolase activity. Gene Ontology annotation, cellular component: endomembrane system. The record is from RefSeq and is a predicted model, not a curated record.
AUUUUAUUUUUUUUUCCACAAAAAUUUUGAUUAAUUGUCAAGUUAUUAAUCAACUGAUGAUGACUGCUCACUUGUUUGUUGAGCAUUUGUUGAGCAUGAAAUGAUGGCCUGUUGUGACUGUUUGAGAAAAAUUUUAAAUUUUUGUUUCAAAUAUUCAUUGGUAUUUGGUGUGAUUGCCAUUGCCAUUAUAUUUGCACCAUCUGCCAAUUAUCUAUUGGAUAUUGAACCACGACCAUUAACCGUAUUCUUACCCAAUUCAUUACGACAAUUUGAAUCGAAAAAAGUGGAAUGGAAAUCUUUUGAAAAUGCUGCAUCGAUCGUUGGACCCGAUUCAAUUGCUUAUGAUCCGAAAGCUAAUCGAUUAGUCACCGGUUCUGAUGAUGGUUACCUCUACAGUAUCGAUGUUGAUGAUGAUGGAAAUUUUAAAAAAUUGUUCCAAUUAGUUAAUGAUGAAUUAAUGGCACGAUUUCAAUAUAAACGCCGUCCACGACCAUCUGGUUUACGAUUCGAUUCUAAAGGACGAUUAUUCGUUUGUGAACCAAUGUUUGGUGUGUUCAAAGUGGAAAAUGUAUUCACUGACAAGCCAAAAAUUGAAUUAGUCUUUGAUAUUGAAAAAACUUCGAAACUUGGCCCUACCAGCGUGUUUUUUGAUGAUCUAGAUCAGGAGAAACCAUCAGGUGGCCACAUAAUUUACGUGUCGGAUGUUAGUUCCAAAUUUUCCUUUCAAUAUGUAACAGCAGCAAUUCUGAGUUCAGAUUCAAAUGGUCGUGUCCUUCGUUAUGAUACUGAAACCGGUAAACUAGAUAUUCUUAUGUCAAAUCUUUUCUUUCCAAAUGGUUUGGAAAUGUUACCAGAUAAUCGUGGAUUUUUACUCACCGAAACUGGUAAUCGUACCGUUUGGAAAUAUACAUUCGAUGAUCGAGAAGCACGUGUAUUGAUGACUGCAUUACCGGCCGAACCGGAUAAUAUCCGUCUCAGUUUGGAUGGUAAAACAUUUUGGAUGGCAUUAUUAAGGCCAAGAACAAGAAAUGAUCCACUUCUAAUCGAUCAUCUGAUGUCAUUUCCAAUGUUGCGAAAAUUAUUGGUUCGUUUAUUCGAUAUGAUUGGCACGUUAUUCGAAUUGUUACAUCGACUGACGACGAUUUCAAAAUUACAAUGUUUAUCUCGACAAUUUCGAACAAUGGAAAUUUUAAACAAAGGAAAAGAUGAAUUUGCCACUGGUGGAAUGUUGAUUGAAUUCGAUUCGAAUGGUCAAAUUAUUCGAACCGUUUAUCAAACGGAAGGAAUCGAGAAUAAUCUGGCUUGGGCAACUGAAGUACGCGAAAUGCAGAGUAAAAACCUGAAUGAACGUUUACUUUAUAUUGGUUCAUUUCGACCAGGUUAUCCGAUUCGUAAAAUUACUUUAGAUAAAAAAUAGAGAAAUGUUUCAAAAAGUUUAUUGGUUAAUAAAAUAAAUAAAAUGGUCCAAAUUCAUAAUUGGAUCAAUGUUCAAUUAUCAAU